Messenger RNA from Penicillium atrosanguineum, 372 nucleotides. RefSeq lists its product as uncharacterized. The coding region runs from base 1 to 372 and encodes 123 amino acids. The record is from RefSeq and is a predicted model, not a curated record. The transcript has a single exon. Lineage: Eukaryota; Fungi; Ascomycota; Eurotiomycetes; Eurotiales; Aspergillaceae.
AUGACAGAAACUCCAACUGCAGUGACAAUUGCACUGCCCUCGUACUCCACCGUGAGGGACAGUAGAGUAAAUACUCCAGCGAUCCCUUACGCCCACGAAGAUCCCCAUCCUGUCUCGGAGAAAGAAGACCGUUUCUCAAACCGAGCCUUCCCGUCCGGACCGCCCAUCCUCCAGCUCUGCUGCAUGGUCCUUGCAGCUCCAGCACCUCCAUCCCGGUGUCUGGGUUUAGGUCUAGGUCGGUCUCAGGUCGAGGACGAUCGUGCAGACCCCGGGACGGGCGACGGGCGGAACAACCCGGUAGGACAUGGCCCGCCGCCGUGCAUCUUCCCCCGGGGAACAGGCGACGAUCUGCUCGGCUCGCAGCCACCGUAG